AUGUCAGCAUGUAAGGGGUCAAGGUGCUCCUUCGAGGGGAAAAAAGACAUGAACACUAAAAUAGAGGGAGGAGAAAAGAUACACCAGAGUGCAUCAGUUGGGAGAUGGGAGAAGGGCUUAGGCUUGAGCCCGUCGCUGCCCCACCCGUCUCACUGUGAGGCCUUUGUCUCCUACUCAUGGUCCAAACUACUCUUUCUCUACACUACGACCAAGAAAUUAGGUAAGGUAGGCAAUGGUAAUAGUUCCCCAGAUAGAACUGUUGGCAGAAGAGGUAAGGUAGGCAAUGGUAAUAGUUCCCCAGAUAGAACUGUUGGCAGAAGAGGUAAGGUAGGCAAUGGUAAUAGUUCCCCAGAUAGAACUGUUGGCAGAAGAGGUAAGGUAGGCAAUGGUAAUAGUUCCCCAGAUAGAACUGUUGGCAGAAGAGGUAAGGUAGGCAAUGGUAAUAGUUCCCCAGAUAGAACUGUUGGCAGAAGAGGUAAGGUAGGCAAUGGUAAUAGUUCCCCAGAUAGAACUGUUGGCAGAAGAGGUAAGGUAGGCAAUGGUAAUAGUUCCCCAGAUAGAACUGUUGGCAGAAGAGGUAAGGUAGGCAAUGGUAAUAGUUCCCCAGAUAGAACUGUUGGCAGAAGAGGUAAGGUAGGCAAUGGUAAUAGUUCCCCAGAUAGAACUGUUGGCAGAAGAGGUAAGGUAGGCAAUGGUAAUAGUUCCCCAGAUAGAACUGUUGGCAGAAGAGGUAAGGUAGGCAAUGGUAAUAGUUCCCCAGAUAGAACUGUUGGCAGAAGAGGUAAGGUAGGCAAUGGUAAUAGUUCCCCAGAUAGAACUGUUGGCAGAAGAGGUAAGGUAGGCAAUGGUAAUAGUUCCCCAGAUAGAACUGUUGGCAGAAGAGGUAAGGUAGGCAAUGGUAAUAGUUCCCCAGAUAGAACUGUUGGCAGAAGAGGUAAGGUAGGCAAUGGUAAUAGUUCCCCAGAUAGAACUGUUGGCAGAAGAGGUAAGGUAGGCAAUGGUAAUAGUUCCCCAGAUAGAACUGUUGGCAGAAGAGGUAAGGUAGGCAAUGGUAAUAGUUCCCCAGAUAGAACUGUUGGCAGAAGAGGUAAGGUAGGCAAUGGUAAUAGUUCCCCAGAUAGAACUGUUGGCAGAAGAGGUAAGGUAGGCAAUGGUAAUAGUUCCCCAGAUAGAACUGUUGGCAGAAGAGGUAAGGUAGGCAAUGGUAAUAGUUCCCCAGAUAGAACUGUUGGCAGAGGUGAGGCAGGCAAUGGUAAUUCCACAUGUUGCAGUUUUAUAUUCCUCGUGAAAAAUAAUGCACUAUUUCUUGCAUUUAAGCCUAAAUACACUUUACCUUAAAUUCA
Molecule: messenger RNA, 1343 nt
Organism: Oncorhynchus keta (chum salmon)
Lineage: Eukaryota; Metazoa; Chordata; Actinopteri; Salmoniformes; Salmonidae
Product: circumsporozoite protein-like
Exons: 6
Coding region: 1-1338 (445 amino acids)
Source: RefSeq, a predicted model, not a curated record